GAAAACAUAAAAAGUUGCAUUUUAAUGAAUAAAACGUUGCAAACUGUUCAGUUGGCUAUAGCAAUAUGGAGAUGAUUUUUUUUUAAAUGCUGUAGAACACGAGUUAAGUAUUCUCAAGAACUUCCGGCAAAACAAAUUAUUUUACAUUCAUGAAAGAACUGAAAAUGUUGUGCAUCUUCACUCGACACAUACAUUAAGAAUAUUAAAAUAUCGGUAUUUUAAGAUCCAGGAUGUGCACGCAUGCGUAUACCUAGAUACAAGUCAUAUGAACAAAUAUGUUUUGUAGGGGUACAGUAGGCUUGCAUUCUUUGUGUGUCGUGUAGAAUAGAAGUAAGGCAGAUUAGUGUAGAGACUGUCCGGAGCGUAAAUGGCUAACAAGAUCUAUGAAAAGAAAGUGAUUUUCACCUCAUUCCAUUUCCGGAAAGAAGUUUCUAUAAAACUACGUAGACAUGCGAACCACGUGUGGACCCCUUUACAUGUAACAGAUAGGAAGACCCGAUCUUUGAUUCUGUGUUUAUUUCUCGAAGACGGAAGUGAAUUUCCAAGUGCUCUCAAGUUGACUGUGCCGUUGUCCUCCGACCUCUCCUCCGACGUCAAUGACUACACAUGCGAAGCAUUAUUUCAAGAUUGCAGAGAUGGUAAUGAGAUCAUCAAAUCGGCGAAACAAAAUUCAGAUGUGAAGACAUUUUCUAUAGACGUUACUCACAUACCCCCUUCGACAUACACAGUGACGGAUCUAAACCAAUCGAAUGUCGAGAAGAGGCCUACAUCCAGUAAAGCUAGUCAGGCUUCUCCCCAACCCUACUCUUUAUACCACAUUGAAGAGGGUUUACGAAAAUUAGAUCUGUCAUCAAGAUCAACGACACAAGUUGAACGCGAGAAAACUUUACCCACAACAGCGUCAUCUGAUAGGCGUAAAACAGCAUUGCCUUUAUCCGUUUUACCGGACAACCACAGACGAAAUAAUACCCUGGAAUGUUUAAGCCUCGUCUUUCUAAAGGACAUCGAGACAGGGAGCAUUUAUUUAUUUUCGACAACGAAUUCACAGUUUACGAUCCCUUUUCAGCUUCGUCCUAUUUCUGUUUAUGAAUUGAUGGCUUUUCAGGGAUGUCAAAUUCAGCAACACUGUUUCCUUAUUUCGGCAGUGGCAUUUUGCUCAUUUACAACAUAUAUGACUCAACAUGAGGUCGCUUUGCUGUACAGAAAAGCCUGUACCUUUAUGAGUCCCACGGGUAUAGAACAGGCUAUACCGUAUGUUAAAGUGUCACACUUGUAUCGCAACAAACCGAUUUUACAUUUUUUGAAUAUCUACAACAACAUGGGGGGAAUCAUGUACAAAUAUCUAAAGAAUUUUGGCGGGGAUCCGUCCUCCACCCUGAACAGGAAACUUCACGGUCUGUUCUUUAGUGCCAAUGUGGACCCUACCACGGGUCUCCCCCCGCCCAUGUCUUUUUACGGAGACCAUAGAAUCCACAUUCCUGUCAGUUACAUGAUAAACUCUGCAACAAACAUGUAUUUCGCGGACUUCUAUUGCCACUACUCCAAUCAUCACGUGACUCUGGUUGUGACGUUACGAGGAAGUAAUGCAGACUUGUUUUGCCAGAAAAGGCUGAUUUCUCUCGAUCCAUAUUUUAACGUGUUUUUGUUUCGUCGUCCUUACGAUCUGAAUGCAAUGGUUAACACAAAAGUAACAGUAGAAGUGUUUUACACUGAGAGUAUCAACAUUGCCGCGCUGUUAAGGUCCCGUUGCGCUUUUGUAACAUCCGUACCUCAGAUGGGCAAUGCCAUAUUGAAGACAAUAGUGGGUCUUCCUAAACGAAAGGAUUGUAAAAUUUGUAAUUUGAAAAAUAAUCCAUAAUUGUCGUUAAUUAUGUAAUUGAAAGAGGACAGUUUGGUAAACGAGUUGGAUCAGUGCUUGUGAAUGUCUGCUGAUGCAUGUAACCGCAUGCGGAAUAUUGCGGCGUGUUCCACGAACGUCUUCUCGCCCAUAUCAAUAUUUAUCCUUUUACAAGAAAUUCCUGAGAACGUUACCGUACUAAACUCAGGAGCAAUAUUUCAAACUUUUUGUGAAGAUGACUAUAGCACUGAUAAGGAAGGAAAAAUUUCGCUGAUUCCGAAAUUUCUAAUAUGAACAACGAUACUCUGGCGCAUGCCACACCCAAUGUAGCGUAGCAGAAAGUGGGUCAGGCAUGUGCCAGACUAUGACUAAGAAUGAAAAGUCCAUGUACGAAGUCUCGUGAGCACACUGAUGUCGUCCGUAUUUAUCAUGGCAUUCUUCAUGACAAACAUUGUUAGAUGAAAAAGAUAAGGACUGAGAAUUUAUGUUUUGUUAUAAAGAGACAGAUUUAUCGUAAAAGUAAUAGGUGCACGGUUAUUAAUGUCGCGUGCUGCUGGACUUCAGAAACAUCACGGAAAUAUUGCUAGAUCGGACUCCGAGUAUUAUCACUGUCACAAUCUGUGACUCUGAGUAUCAUCACUGUCACAAUCUGUGACUGAGUAUUAUCACUGUCACAAUCAGUGACUCUGAGUAUCAUCACUGUCACAGUCUGUGACUCUGAGUAUUAUCACUGUCACAAUCUAUGACUCUGAGUAUUAUCACUGUCACAAUCUGUGACUCUGAGUAUCACCACUGUCACAGUCUAACGUAGUAAUGCCGUCCUAUGACGAGCUGUCUCUUUGAUUUGUGAAAGAGGAGACAGUAGCUCUCUCGCUACUGCCGCUCUUGCUAAAACAAAUCAUAAAAGCUGACAACGAUGAACUGACUGAAUAAUUUUAGUUUUGGGAUUUGCCUCAGAGACGAACUCCCGACAUGAAAAAUAAAGAUGGAUAGAUUCUUCCAUAGAGGCACAAGACCAAAUGUCGAAUAUCAAAGACUGCCUCACCACAGUUGAUUUCGACGUUUUGCCUUAUAUCCAUUCGCUACAAGUUUAAAAUAUGUUCUUCAUAUAAAAAGUUGUGAGGCAGAAUGAUCUUUUUCAGUGUUACGUUUAACAGAAACUUACUUUCGUUAAACAAGAGGGAUGCUUUAAUGCAAAUACACUAACACUAAGCGCACGGUACUGGUGUCACUUUACGUUACACUUGUAACGUCAUAAAUUGUGGCAAAGCAACGUCACAUUUUAAACAAAUUCAUUAUCUCCAAGCUGUAAUAUCAUAACUAAAGCACAUGCAUGAUUUAAUGUUUAAAAAUUGAAAAUAAAUCUUUGUACGUGUAUAGUGUACAUUCAUAAAAAUUAUGAAUUCUUAGAAAUACUCCAAAGUAUAUGUACUGUAUUUAUUUCACCGUGCCUACAACAGCAGGCAUGUCGUAUGAAAUAAGGGUACCCGUUUCGGUAGGUUUCGUUUUGCUUCGGUAGAUUUCGUUUCCUUUCGAUUUCGUUUCGCAUUUUACAGGUAACCAUCCCAUGAAAUAAGGCUUGCAAUUCUUAUGAAUAUGACCUCUGAGAAAUUUGAACACAGUAAAAAAAAAAUCAGUUUUGGUUUUUUCUAGGAUAUAUAUAGACUUGCUCAAGUCUCUAUGUUUAAUAAUCAUUGCUCUCUUUAAUACUUUUUAUUAAUGCCAAACACGGAAGGGGAGGGGGGUUGGGUUAAAAACUCCCGUACGUUUCUGUCAUCGAUCUACAUCGAUCACGCUCUAGUGGGGAAAAAACAACAACCAGCGCAUAGAAAGUAUAUGUAGUUUUGCGCUUUAUAAAUGAAUAAUAAUAAUAACCACGGUGAGUUGAAGUGAGAGUUAAAAACUUCCAAAUAAUAUUACAUUUUAACGUUUUAAUGUUCACUUUCAUUUCUGAAUAAACAGUAGAAAAGGUAUACAGAGUGUUAUUUAUACUCGUAUGUUUUACUUGCGAAUCGGUUAGUUUCAAUAUAUAUCAUAUUUAGUUUUGAGGGGGUGGUCUCGUGAAAACCGUGUGACUUUAGAUUUUUUUGUCAGAUGUUGAACUUUUGAUCUAAUGAUAUUGUUAUUCAUGUGCGGAAAUCUUGAUUUGUAUUCGAUAAUCUUGAUAUCUAUAUGCGGACGGAAAUUUUGAUUUAUAUGUGAGAAAUCUUGAUAUUCAUGUGCGAAUUUAUUUUAUUUUACUCUACGAGAGAGAGAGAGAGAGAGAGAGAGAGAGAGAGAGAGAGGGGGGGGGGGGACUUCCUCUACUCUUCUGGAGUACCAACGCAUGUGGGCGAAAUAUUCCAGGGGCAAUCGCUCACACCCGCCAGAGAUCACCUGGGUCCUAAAUACAACAGUGAGGUUGUUCAACACGUCACUAAUACUCUAACAAGAUUUUGACUUUCAAUUCAUUUAAUAUGUGACUUAUGUAUAUAUCUUUCAUUCAUUGGAAGGGGGGGGGGGUACAUAAGAUCUAACACGCUAUAUAUAUCCACCGUUCUGGUGCCUGUGCUCACAUCCACCUCCUAGGGAAUGCUACAGGCUGGUGCAUGUUGGAAACUGUAGGAGGGUCCACAGUUUGCUCCUUACUUGAUCUUUAAACCAGGUAGCACGCAGGAGACAGGUGAGAUGCGCAGAGAUCUCUUCCCCCUUAGAACGUGACCACCCGUUCAGGUCCAGGCACCUAUGUCCACAUAGGGCCCCCUGUGUUGCCCCUACGUUGGUAGUCAAACUGGCCGCCUCCCCAGUUCCCCACAAAAAAUUGCACGCGACCCUUUCCGCUAUAUAUGUAAAUUUGCACCCUGUUCAUGAUUACGAUUAAUAAAUACUCAAAUUUGUAUCACUCUUGUUAAUCCAGCUAGCUAAGCAGCCUAUGGGGGAUUACAGGGCAGCCACCCAAGCUUCGACAUAGCUACUGGGUUUAUUCAGCAUAUUAGGGCAAGGUCAACUAUUCAAUUCAGGCCAAAUGUCUCACGGCUGGUAGUGCUGUAUAUUUAUUAAAGUUUAAUUUUAGCAGAGUAGCUCCUCUGGUUAAAUUUAAGACAUCCGAGGUCAGGUCAUGGUCAAUGAAGCUAAUUCUUUUAUCAAUUUUUGAAAUUAUGCAUUUCACCUACAAUCAAUAAUGACUAAAUCCAUGCGUACAUCUAGCAUGUGUACAUCAACAUUAUCAAAUACGAAUCAAAUAUUAUGGAAUAUAAAUCGAGAUUUAUAUAAUUAUCGAAUAUAAAUAACAAGGUUACCAAAUGUAAAUAAAUAACAAGAUUAUCGAAUAUAAAUCAAAAUUUUCGCAUAUAAAUAUUAAGAUUAUCGAAUAUAAUUAAAAUUUUCUCAUAUAUGAAUAACAAGAUUAUCGAAUAUGAUUAAAGAGUUUCGUAUAUAAAUCAAGAUUUGUAUAAUAUUGCAACGUUUUACACACCGUAAGUGUAUCUGUUCAAUGCUGAAUUUUUAUAUGCAUACAUACAGUACAUCGUCGCAAACCACGGGUUAUUGUUUCAUUCUAUUUCACAAACGUUUGUGAAAUAGAAUGAAACAAUAACCCGUGGUUUGCGACGAUGACAUACAGUAGUACAUACAACAAAAUGUAGUCUGUACAAUUGUCAUUUGAUAAAGUCAAUUAAAGUAUAUGUACCAGAUCUAGAGCAAAACAUAUCUAUGAGAUACACAUGCUAUAGCUUAAAUACCUUGUAUACUAUUUUUAAAAAUCAUUUUAAUUUAGAUCAUUCAAAAAUAAUAAAAGCAACAUUUUACGUUUUAGCUAGACGUAGGUUGUGUACAUUGACGUCGCGUCAUUGCGCGACAAAAUCACAUGGGACAUUUAUUUGGACAUUAAGUAUCUUUUCGUUUUCCUAAAUGGACGCGGGAUAAAAUGAAAUGUUGUAUAUUCUAUAUAGUAAAUUUUAUGUACUUUCUGUAAGUUAUAUUCAUUAAAAUAUUCGCGUUGGGAUAAUGCUUAGAAAUAAGACAUAAAAUGGUAGAAUUGUUUAAAAAGCUCGGUAUUUGUAGAAUAAGGACAUUUCACUGGACACCGAUAAAAUCAAUCUACUUCAUGGAUAUACUCAGAAUUUUAUAAUACUGGUAUACAUUGUGCUCUACGAUACAUGUCAUUAUAAAUGUAACAAAGAUAGUCAACUUCCCCCUGUAUUAGGCGUGCUACUGGUCAUGAUGAUUUGCAUUUGCAGUCUAUCUACAAACACGGGACACCACUGACAGGCACUGUAUUUGCCAUUUUUAAGGUCGCUAUAUCAAUUCUAUGAACUAAAUGUUUAAAGUAAUUGGUUUAUGGUUUUUAGAUAAGGACGUCACAAUCAUACACCAAUUCUUACGUUAUUUGGGACGAAAUCAAUCAUUUUAUUAAUCUGUGGAUAAAGCGUAUGCGUAUUUCAUGUAACGCGGGACAACGAAAAAUGACGACAUCUGCGUGUAUUUAUUGCUAAUGAAAUGCGUGUAAAUUAUAUUUUAUAUAAGCUAUUAUCAUUAUUUAUAUAUUUUCCUUGCCAUUGAUGUAUAAGACUUUAAUAAUCCACAAAAUAUACAACUGUGUAAACAUAGCGGAAAUAUUUUCUAAUGCACGUAUGAAAGUAACACCAGUACCGUGCGCGACGUCUAAGUCAUUUAAAAUGAAACUAAAGAAAUGAUUCAAUUUGUUUUAAUUUUACCCUUGAAAAAAUGUUUUAAAAGUUUUUGAACAUUACUUGAUAAAUAAAAAAAUACGUAGCAUAUAAUGAUAUGCAUGGUGAUUUUGCCUUAUCUAUUCGACAUAAUCUGCUAUGAUUUCUAGAAUUUUUGUCUGGUUCCCCUUCCCCUUUCGAAAUUGCUGGGUCCGCCUCUGAUUAUCAUCGGAGGAGUUUCUCGUUACAUGGUCGUUAUAACUAUCUAAUUUAUUAAUAAAAUCUGUCACUGGGUUAAAUGCUGUCUAACAUGCUUCAUACCGAUUGUUCCAUGGCCGUUCUUGGCACACUGAUUUUGACUACGGAUUACUUUGUUCGUCUGAUCAAGAUAUAGGCACACAGUGGGCGUGAUCGGUCAACAGUGGAUGCUUACUCCUUCUCGGCACCUGAUCCCACCUCUGGUGUGUCCAGGGGUCCGUGUUUGCCCAUCUCGUAAUUUUGUAUUCUUUACAGGAUCUAUAGGAUAGUAUUCAGUUCUGAUAAAAUUGCAUUGGCUUCCAGUCGAGUACCGUAUUCAGUACAAUAUUCUGUUGUAUGUUUACAUGUGUCUUCACAACCUGGCUUCCAGAUAUUUGUCACAGUUGAUAACACCAUACACACCGGCGAGAUCGCUAAGAUCGGAAUCGGGCUGUCUGGUUACAGUCCCAAGACAAAGACUAAUGGAGAGAGGAGGUUUGACAUGGCGGCAGCGACACUCUGGAACGGUCUGCCAUGUGGACUUAAAAAUGUACAGAAACUUGACUGUUUGAAAAGAGAUUUGAAGACCCACCUAUUUCGUCUUGCUUUUAAUGUGUGAUCUGUGAUUUUGUUUUUUAUGUGUAUUUAUUAUUUUUUCUCUCGAGCAUUUAUUUUUUCCCACGAUGUUUUUAGAAAUCUUGUAUUUUAAGUGUGUUUAUUGUUCGGAGAGUUUGAUCUUUGUAGUUUUAGCGUACCGUCCUAAACAUUUUAGAGUACUUUUUAGAUACUUUGCAUAGUGCUCUAUAAAAAAAACCCCACUUUAGCUAUAUAUCGAUCUUGAUAAUAAUGUUUUAUUUUGAUAAUUUUACAGAUGUAAGAUUUUAUGUCAUACUGUCAUUUAAUUUCAUUUAAUUGUGUUUCAUUGUUGCAUUCCUCUUCUUACCCUUGUAAAGCACCUUAUGAGUAAUUUGUUUUAUACAAAGCGCUAUAUAAAUUUUAUUUACAAUGUAUUAUAUCAUUAUAGGAUUUAUGAUCACUGUU
Ostrea edulis (European flat oyster) is the source of this 7761-nucleotide messenger RNA. RefSeq lists its product as uncharacterized. The record is from RefSeq and is a predicted model, not a curated record. NCBI's taxonomy places the organism in Eukaryota, Metazoa, Mollusca, Bivalvia, Ostreida, Ostreidae. The transcript is spliced from 5 exons. The coding region runs from base 368 to 1858 and encodes 496 amino acids.